This is a messenger RNA of Lindgomyces ingoldianus, 2019 nucleotides long. RefSeq lists its product as uncharacterized. Lineage: Eukaryota; Fungi; Ascomycota; Dothideomycetes; Pleosporales; Lindgomycetaceae. The coding region runs from base 1 to 2019 and encodes 672 amino acids. Gene Ontology annotation, molecular function: zinc ion binding; DNA-binding transcription factor activity, RNA polymerase II-specific. Gene Ontology annotation, biological process: regulation of DNA-templated transcription. The record is from RefSeq and is a predicted model, not a curated record. The transcript is spliced from 2 exons.
AUGCAUGUACUAGCCUUGCCUCCUCCGACUUCACUUCCUCUCACGCCGUUUGGGCGACGUCAAGAGCCCGGGAACGGCCUGGUCAAGUUUUCGUCGCAGUUCAGUCCCGGUAGGUCUGGACAGUACAGCUAUCCAUCACCUCCCAUGUCAGAUUCCCAAUCUCCCGCCCGCCGCUCAGCCCAGCUUGUUGAAUCCGAAGGCCAACCGUAUCCCACAGCAGUGAGCGAAGCGCGCAGAAGAGAAGGGAUCCCGCCGCCGCCGCUAAUUCUCGACCCACGCGCAGCGACGUCUACUCAGAGCAUCCUGCAUCAACGUCCGCUUUAUCCGGGGGAAUCCCAGCAGCGAGGUCAGCCACUUCACUACCCGCCAACUGGCCGGGAAGUGGAGCAUCAUUCGUACGGUGGUGUGCAGCUUCCUCAGAACUAUGCAUAUCCGUAUCCAGGAGGUGGUGGUGGUGGUGUUCCUUCCUUUCUCGGAGCCCAAGGGCCGGGUCCCCAAGUUCAGCCGACGGCUAUCAUAGCUCCACCACCUCUCAGACCGAACAAGCCUGCGAGGAGAACGAAGGCGCACGUAGCGUCCGCAUGUGUCAACUGUAAAAAGGCACAUCUCAGUUGUGAUGUACAACGGCCAUGUGGUCGGUGCGUUGCUUCUGGAAAACAGGAUUCGUGCAAGGACGUGCAGCACAAGAAGAGAGGAAGACCGAGACUAAGAGACGACAAGGAGUUUGGAAGGAGCGAUGAAGGAAGACCAACGCCUACCCAGCUUCUAGGAGCCCUACCCGUGCCCGGUUCGGAAGCUUACUCGCAGCAAACCUCGUUUCCAUCCUCGCAUCGUGCGACGGACCCACUCAGAGUAUUGAGAAGACCCACGCAGGCGUCCGAGGGUAUUCCAAAUAUCCACCCACAGCCCAUCGCGCAGUCCGCGGGAGGACGUCCAACAAGCGUUGGCAGUUAUGGCAGAGUGUCGUCCUCUCCGUACCUCGUGGGACCCAGUUUGACGUACCAGGCGCUCCCCGUAGCGUUUCUAAAUCUAGAUCUAGUCGUCUUGAAGUCAAACCAAGCGUUCCAAGAUCUAGUGCCGUUCCUAGGGAACACGCGGGGAAAGAACCUCAGUGAGCUGCUGGAAUCGCGGCAAACGGACGUCCUGCAACGACUACGUAACGAACUGCGCGAUGAGAAAGACGAGCGAGAGCCUACAUUUAUGCCACCUAUUACACAGAAAGGGCAGGAUCUUGUGCAAUCGGUGGCAGAGAACGACGUCGACCAGGUCAGUCAAGGGUACACUGACAGAACACACCUCCUCAACUUCCGACUUCCGAGCGGCCAGUACCAGUCUCUCCAGACACAGAUCCGGCUGGCGAAGACAUCAUUGUACUUCGUUACUUUAGUUGUGCAUACUCCACCCCGACCUACGGGUCCUCCUCUUCUAACGCAGCAGCUGGCUCCACCGACACCAGUUCGUGCCUCGCAAACGCUGUCAGCCCCUACGACUGCGCCCGCGAGGGACUUUGGACCAUAUCCUGUGCGACCGCCAUCUUCUGCGAGUUCGGCCCCAACCUCCCCCUACUUCAAUUUCUCCUCAGUCCGUACUUCUCUUCCUCAGGCUCCUCCUCUUAGCUCAACUAGCUCGUAUGGAAGUAGUCAAUCUUACCAAUACUCGCCCACCGCUGGUCCUGAGCAAGGCUACUUUCCAACAAUUCAGCCACCGUCACAGCCAGGAGCGUAUCCGUCCCCCUACCCUCCAGUCUCUAGAAGUAUUUCGGGCUCUAUGGGUUCCCCAAGGGGACAGGAACCUUUACGUGACUCGAAUAGACCCCCCCGACUCGAAGGGCUCCAUCUCCCACCGAUUCGAACAGCGCCUCCCCCUCCUCUUCCUUCGCCUUUGGGGCAGGAGUUUGGGGAAAGCUCGCGAGAACGUGUACGACAACGCGAAGCGUCACCCUCGACGACCGCCGAACGAGUAGACACGCCGGACACGGGAAAACGAAGAAGACUAAACAUUCACGAAGUGCUCGAAUAA